Protopolystoma xenopodis is the source of this 213-nucleotide messenger RNA. NCBI's taxonomy places the organism in Eukaryota, Metazoa, Platyhelminthes, Monogenea, Polystomatidea, Polystomatidae. The record is from the annotation of a GenBank genome assembly.
AUGCUGAGCGAAGACACCCACGACACUGUUGAAACAGAUCACCUUGAACCGGUCGACAGUACGAAUCUGCUUGCAGAUCCAGGCACGCCUCCCCCACUACCAUCAUUGGCUCAUCGAACUUCAAGGGUGCAUCCACCACCUCCGAACGUGCCCUCUGGAGUUGGUUUCUCGACAAGCCAACAAAGUAAGAUCCUGUCUACUGUAUCUAGUUAG